UGUUAUUUAUUUGGAGUCUUUUUCUAAUUUAUCUCUGUGUGUACAUGUCCCCAUUCACUCAGCUUUUCUGGAAGACUUAUUCUAAGAAUCUAAUUAUAGCGAAAGGUAAUUAAGUUAAUAGCUCAUGGAGGUAGCGUGUUCUCAGAAAAGCGAGAUGGAUGCCGCGGGUAAGGAGAGGUGAUGAUGGCACACCCUCCGUGUGUGGAUUUACCUUUUACAAACACCUAUUCUCAGGGAGAGGAAGAGAGAGAGAGAGAGAGGACGAAGAGGAGGAGGAGGGAGAGUUUGCCCCACAUCUUCACAGCUAAAACUGCCUCCGUCGCUGAGACAGUCCGAGAUGGAGCCGUCUGUGGGCAACGGAGCGCAGCGUUUCCACUCAUGGAUCCACGCAGAAAAGGGGGAUUUUGGUGAAAAGCGAAUAUAAACUACAAACGGAGUCCGAAAUCAACCCCUCUUUCAUCCACCAUAUGGAGUCAAACUUCAUGUUAAACUAUUUUAAAGGUUCUCCUGUAGCAACAGCCUGAGUCUGAUUGGGAUCUGAUGUGUGUCAUGGGGAUAUGGUGAGGCGAUGUGCACAAGCUUGUGUGAGAAGAGAUGUGGCGCCGUCAGUGGAGGAAGGGGAAGGGGGACAGGUGAAAAGCUGGAUCUCUACUCAUGGCUGUGCAUGUCACUCUUGUUCUCGACCCUGUGGGGUCAAGCAACCCCUCAGUGCCCGGACAGCUGCCACUGUGCCUGGGAGACAGCCACUGUGUUGUGCUCGGACGCAGGGCUGCGGGAAAUCCCAGAGGGGAUCCCACCAGAGACGGUUUCCUUACACCUGGAGCGCAACUACAUCCGGAACAUCCCAGAGAGUGCCUUCAGCCACCUGGUCCACCUGCGGGACCUCUACCUGUCCCACAACCGCAUCGACUCUCUCUCCUCCGGGGCCCUGCGGCACCUGGGACCUGACCUGCGCCUGCUGGACCUCUCACACAACCAGCUGAGGCAGGCCAGCAGGGAGGAGUUUGGGUCCACUCGCGCCAAGACCCGGCUCUAUCACAAUCCCUGGCACUGUGACUGCACCCUGCAGGAGCUGAUGGAGACUCUGAACCUGGAGCCCGAGACCGUGAAUGGGAUCAUCUGCGAGAGCUCCGUGCGGGGCGUGGGGGAGGGGAGCCGGUGGGAGGACCCGGGAUCACCAGGCGAGCACACAGGUCAGCCGCUGGUCAAGCUGCUGGACUCCGGGGUGAACUUCUGCAGCCUGCAGAGGAAGACCACGGAUGUAGCCAUGCUCGUGACCAUGUUUGUGUGGUUCUUCAUGGUCAUUGUGUACGUUGUGUACUAUGUCCGGCAGAACCAGGCUGAGGCCCGGAGGCAUUUGGAGUACCUGAAGAGUCUACCCAGCCCACGUAAGACCCCUACAGAGACAGACACGCUGAGCACGGGCUUCUGAGCUGAAUGCUGUUGAAACUUAACAUUCAGAUGCCAUAUUUAUGGAACGUGACUCUGAAACGCUGACAGAAGUUACUGAAGUUACCAACUAUGGAGGGAAUUAACCUUUUACAGCGGUUUGAUUAUUCCUUUAAAUUCUUAUUCUAAACAUUUAUUUUCUUAUGACGUUUUUGUUUUUCAGUUUUAGUACAAAAUUUGACAUAUUUUUCAACUUGUACUUUCUGCACUGAGAGAGGAGAGGAAAAGUUAUGAAAGCGCAGCAGGUAAAGAUAA
Molecule: messenger RNA, 1704 nt
Organism: Poecilia latipinna (sailfin molly)
Lineage: Eukaryota; Metazoa; Chordata; Actinopteri; Cyprinodontiformes; Poeciliidae
Product: leucine-rich repeat-containing protein 3-like
Exons: 2
Coding region: 569-1432 (287 amino acids)
Cellular component (GO): plasma membrane
Molecular function (GO): protein binding
Source: RefSeq, a predicted model, not a curated record